Molecule: messenger RNA, 1306 nt
Organism: Sardina pilchardus (European sardine)
Lineage: Eukaryota; Metazoa; Chordata; Actinopteri; Clupeiformes; Clupeidae
Gene: ntmt2
Product: N-terminal Xaa-Pro-Lys N-methyltransferase
Exons: 4
Coding region: 178-1029 (283 amino acids)
Biological process (GO): N-terminal protein amino acid methylation
Cellular component (GO): cytoplasm
Molecular function (GO): N-terminal protein N-methyltransferase activity
Source: RefSeq, a predicted model, not a curated record
CCGAUCACAUACUGCCCCGCCGGCCAUAUCUUCAUAAGCACUCGGCAACAGCUCUAGCAGUAUCCGUGCAAAGGCUCUGGGCGCGCUGCAAGACAUACUUGCUCCAAGACUUCCUCAUCCUCAGUGCACCAGUAGGCUACUUUGCAACCGGAGGGGGGCCUAUAGCAACACGCAAACAUGCCGGCCGUCUUGGACUUCAGCGGGACGCCCCAGCAGUCCCAUGAAGAAUGGGUCAAGGCGAUGAAGGAAUCCCGCCGCUCGAGCAUGUCCUUCCACUUCCACAACACACUGCGCAAGGAGUUCCCGUUCAGCUACCAGUACCUGAAUGAUCAGCUGCCCCUGGUGAAGCUGUACGCAGUGACCUGUGAGUAUAUCAAAGGCGAGAAGCAGUUCUACUACAGAGCCCAGAAGUUCUACGAGGACGUGCCCGCGUCGGAGGAGGGCAUGAUGGGAGAUUAUGUGGAGCUGUCCGAGGUGGACCUGGAGGGCUCGCGGCAGUUCCUCAAGAAGUUUGUCGGGGGUCCCGGUAAGGCGGACACCAAGCGUGCCCUGGACUGUGGCUGCGGCAUCGGCCGCGUGUCCAAGGGAGUUCUCUUCCCCAUCUUCGAGACCAUGGAGAUGGCGGACAUGAUGGAGGAGUUCCUGCUGCACGCGCACGAGGAGUACCUGGGCGACUACGCCGACAGGGUGGAGUCGUAUUUCUGCUACAACCUCAAGGACCUCAGGCUCGCGCCCAGAAGAUACGACGUUGUCUGGAUACAGUGGGUCGCCUGCCAUCUGACCGAUAAGGACCUGACGGAGUUCCUGAUGCGCUGCAAGGACAGCCUGCGGCCCAACGGCGUGGUGGUCAUCAAGGACAACAUGGCGCGCCAGGGCUGCAAGCUGGACCCUAUGGACAGCAGCAUCAUCCGCCACCUGGACAUCAUGAAGGGCAUCAUCCAGAAGGCCGGCAUGGAGGUCCUGGACGUGGUGAAGCAGGAGGGCUUCCCUGAGAUCAUGGUGCCCAUAUGGAUGAUCGCCAUGCGGUAAUACCUUCCAGAAGGGGACCAUCUUGACCAGAGACAUUUUUCAUUCAUUUUUUUUUUAUUAUUAUUAUUCACAGGGAUGUGUGUAUAUCUGUAAACCGUGAUUUGGUUGGUGUGAGGAAUGAGCCGGGGCUGGAUAUCUCUAUGACAGGCUAAUGGAACACAAAAAAACAGAUGUGUCCUACCAUGAGUCAAACAGUGGUACAGUAAGAACAGCCCCCAUCACCCCUCAGUCCUAUUAGCUUGUUAGGUUUCGUCCUCAACGUUGCAGUGCAGGUCUU